Messenger RNA from Emiliania huxleyi CCMP1516, 1389 nucleotides. RefSeq lists its product as hypothetical. The transcript is spliced from 8 exons. NCBI's taxonomy places the organism in Eukaryota, Haptophyta, Isochrysidales, Noelaerhabdaceae. The record is from RefSeq and is a predicted model, not a curated record. Gene Ontology annotation, molecular function: kinase activity; ATP binding. Bases 1 to 1206 code for a protein of 401 amino acids.
AUGCCGUCUACUCGGCGCACGCUCGCCUGCCCCGCGCUCGUCCUCGUCCUCGCUGCGGGCGCCGAUGGCGACGCGGGCAUCCCCGAGUCCAUGGUUGCGAUCGCAGAGGCGCUGCAGCAGGACAGCAUCGCUCCGCAGUGGACCGACGGCGCGGUGGAGCCGGCUGGUGAGAGCGGCGGCGCGUCCGCCCGGCGGCCGGUGGCGCCUCGCCUGCCGCCGCUCCGCGUGGACGAGCUCGACGAGCUCGCCCGCCUCGGCGAGCCCUCGUACUCGCUGUCGGCCGCCGAGGAGGAGCUUCUCGCCUCGUCGCUCGAGUCCAUCGACUACCUGGGGGACUGGUCGAGCCCCUCCACGCGCGACUCGAUCGUCCUCGCGUGCGAGAAGCCGCGCGUCAUCCCCUCCCCCAGCGGCGGCGCCGCCGAGUUCACCUGCGACCUCGACGGCUUCACGCGCGAGCGGCGGGCGGUGCACUCGCGCAUCCACGUCUUCCUCGUGGUCGGCGUGCCCGGCUCAGGCAAGGACUCUGUCCUCAAGCGCUACCUGCGCUCCCUCGACGGCACGCUGCUCGACGCCUCGGCACCCGCCCCUCGCGCCGCAGCGGCGCGCGCGCGGCUGCAGCGCACGCGCCCGGCGGACUUGGUAAAGGAGUACCUCGCCGCGUGGGGCGAGGACGAGCUCUCGACCGCCGUCCGGGAGAACAACGCGAGGCACGGGCCAGGCGCAGGCAAGCACCUCCUCCACGCGCAGUACUUGCACCGCGAGUCGAUCCUCGUCACGGAGCAGGUUGUGCAGCGCGGCCUAGAGGAGGGCCGCUCCAUCGUCCUCGAGAAGACGCUGCACUGCGACGCGCACGUGCUCGAGCACGCGCGCCGCUUCGCCGAGCGAGGCUGCCGCGUCCACCUCCUCGGCACCUACAUCACGCCCCUCCUCAACUGGCAGUUUCUCUGCAACCGCAUGGCCUCCGGCGCCGCGUUCGGGCGCUACAUCUCGAAGGCGCAGGCGGUCGACUCGCUGCGGCGCUACCACUCGCACUUCGACGCCAUCCUGGCGGAGCGGCACAAGCGCACUGCCUUCGACUCGAUCCACCUGUAUGACGUGGUCAAGGGCUCGUGGGGCAUCAGUAUACCCAACACCACGGUCACGUUUGCCGAGGACGAGGCGGAGGCGGGCGGAGAGGUGACAGCGACGGGUCGGGACAGGGGCUAGUGCGAGCAGCAAUGGUCGAGCCUCCUACAUGUCUCUCUGUGGUUCUCUUAUCGCUGACGACUCUGUUGUGACACUUGUGUGCUGAUGAAGCCGCCGUCUGCCCCGCGGGCCCGAGUGUCUUUGUCUUCUCUGUUGCAUACUUGUGUGUGUUGUGGAUGUGGUAUGGACUAUGGUGUACAACGC